AUGUUCAACAGACCCUGGAGCCCACCGCAUUCUACAGGUCUUCCCUCUUCGCCGCCGUAUGACUCGGACCCUCAGCUCUCUGCCGCCAAUUGGAAAUCCCCAUACUACCCCACCAUGAACCCAGCCGGCGAACUCCCCUUCUUCUUCAUCGACGGUAUAAAGAUCUACGAGCUCCGUUCCCUCGACGCGUACACAUUCCAACGCUGGGCCCGCUCCAUCAAAACCCUUCUCCUCAUGAAAGGCCUCCUGCCCAUCCUCCAGCAAGAUGAAAUCUUCAUCAGCCCCACGACGAGUACCGAGUGGGUGAAGAGGGAUAGGGAGGUGUUUGCGUAUUUGAGGAAUGCUGUGGCUUUUGAGGUGGAGAAGGCGCUGAGUAGUGAUACGGUUGAUUAUUCGGAGCCGAGUAUGGAGCAUGCGCAUUCGAGGGCCAAGAGGUUUUGGGACUUGAUAGAGGAGGAGGUGUAUAAGAGGAACAGAGCGGGCGGUGUGGGAGGGAGACCGUUUUAUUGA
Molecule: messenger RNA, 510 nt
Organism: Cryptococcus wingfieldii CBS 7118
Lineage: Eukaryota; Fungi; Basidiomycota; Tremellomycetes; Tremellales; Cryptococcaceae
Exons: 2
Coding region: 1-510 (169 amino acids)
Source: RefSeq, a predicted model, not a curated record